Tinamus guttatus (white-throated tinamou) is the source of this 707-nucleotide messenger RNA. Its product is annotated as killer cell lectin-like receptor subfamily G member 1. Gene Ontology annotation, molecular function: signaling receptor activity. The record is from RefSeq and is a predicted model, not a curated record. Gene Ontology annotation, cellular component: plasma membrane; cell surface. NCBI's taxonomy places the organism in Eukaryota, Metazoa, Chordata, Aves, Tinamiformes, Tinamidae. Gene Ontology annotation, biological process: regulation of natural killer cell mediated cytotoxicity.
CCACAAGAGCCCGAGAGAUGGAAGAGAGGGUCAUGUACGCUGACCUGCACUUCCCUUCCACACCAGCUCCUCCGCAGAUGAAGCAGCUGCCCUGGCGCUGUGCAGCCCUCAGCCUGGCUCUUCUUUGCCUGCUGCUCCUGCUGGCGCAGACCGUCCUCGUUGGCUUGAGGUUUCACUCAAAAGCCCAGGAUGGGGCCUGCAGGCACACUCCUGUCACAGAGGAGACCCUCAACUAUGGGCAACAGACUCUGCAAGGACGAUGCCAGUUCUGCCCCGCCGGCUGGCUGUGGGACGCAGGGCAGUGCUACUACUUCUCCUCUGCCAAAAAGACCUGGGAGCAGAGCAAAGAGGACUGCUGCUCCAGAGAGGCGCAUCUGGCCACCAUCCGAGACAACAGCACCUUGGCGUUCCUGGCGCGUGUGUCCGGUGUGGAUGUGUUCUACGUGGGGCUCAAACGUGACGGCCUCCGAGCUGACUGGAAGUGGCUGGAUGGCACCACACUGAAGGGGCUCUUCCCAGUCCAGCGUUUCACCAGCUCUUUCCUGGCCUGUGGGAGGGUGUCCGGCUCGGGGCUGUCGAGCGGCCUGUGUGGGGAAGCCCGUGGCUGGGUGUGCGAGAAGCGUGCUCUGACGCUGCAGCGGGUGCCGUCCUCACCCCUCGCCUUUCUCUGGGGAAACACCACCUACACCUGCGUGAAACCCUGGUGA